Messenger RNA from Paramecium tetraurelia, 15765 nucleotides. RefSeq lists its product as uncharacterized. The record is from RefSeq and is a predicted model, not a curated record. The transcript has a single exon. Lineage: Eukaryota; Ciliophora; Oligohymenophorea; Peniculida; Parameciidae.
AUGAAAAUUAUUUUAGUUUCACUUCUCAUAGUGGCAUCUUUUGCAAACGUUAACCGAGUGUUGUCUGAAAUUAGCUAGACUAGCAAUAAAUGGCAAUUCAAUCUUUUUACCUCUACAGCGGAAUAGAACAGCUAGACAUACUUAUUAGAGGGUGAAGAAUUGCUAUUAGUUUAAAAUAUAAUCUCUGGAGAUGGAAAUAAUCAAAUCAAAAUGAACAAGUAUUUAAGAGAUGGUACAGAAAUUACAUCUCCAAAAAUCAUUGGAGAUUCAACAAAGGCAUGCAGCAAAGCUAGAAUCACCUUAAUUCCUACGAUUGGUUUUGUUGCCGGAUGGAUUCAAAAAACGGAAUCCAGUUCACAAUUGUAUCUUUAAUUAUUUACUAAUAAUUUAACUGCCUUAGGAGAAUAAAUACUGGUAAGUGACAUCAGUCAAGAAGUACAUUGGGAUUUGUCAUCAGAAUACUACUACAUUUACAAUUUAGGAAAUUAUUAAUUAUUACUGUUGUAUAAAUAAACAACUAGUGACAAAUCAUGGAGUGGUACAAUCUAUAACUAUAAUUCACAAUAGCGAAGCAGUGCAAUUAAAUUAAGCAACUCAAAAUUUGUAGAAAUAGCUUAGAACUCUCUUGGUAAUUUAAUAUUAGUAUAACGAAUUUAUGUUUCUGCUUUGAACUCAUAUUUAAUUGCCACAAAAAUAAAUUAGAAUGGUGAGAUUGUUUACACUAAGAAUAUAUACCACAUAAGACUUUAGUCCUAAUUUGAGCCUAGAUUAGUUGCAUUAUCAAACAAUAAUUUUGUUGUGUUUUACCAACAAAGUGAAUUCAUAUAUUAUCAAGUAUACAACUAACAUUUCGAUUCAGUAUUAUUUGCUAGCUAUUCAAAAUAUUAUGGCUAAUAAACCCCAACAUGGGAAUUCAACAAUUUCUUCAAGGGUAGCCAAAUUUAAGUAUUGGCCUUGGAAGGAAGUGUAAUUUUGGUUGGUGUUAAUUACAAUACUUUAAGAUUUUAGUUGAUUUAAUUAGAUAAUGAAUUUCUGGAAUUCAUACAAUAAAGAGAAAUUCAUUAUGAGGAUCUAAACAUUUAUAAAUUUUCAAUUUAAAAGACCAAUGAUGAAACUAUAUUUGUUUAAUGGAUUAGUGGAAAUCCAUUAACCUUAUUGCCUGAAUUUACACAAAGUCUCUAUUAAUCUGAAUUGAAUUUAAAACUGACUUUAUCAAAUUGUGCAUUUAAUUGUGAUCAUUGUGAAAACAAUGUGUGUUAAAAGUGCAAUAAUGGAUAUGUGUUGAAUAAUAAGAAAUGUUAAUUAUAAUGCCAAACAAAUUGUGUUCAAUGUUCUACUAAAAACAGUUGUGAUGUUUGUGCAUCUGGAUAUGUUUUAAACAAUAAAAUGUAGUGUGUUAAUCAAAGUAACAGUGCAAAUACAGAAUUGAAAGUCAGCAUUUCUGAAUCAACUUAUAAAUAUAACCAAUAGGUCAAACAAUUCCAAGAUGGAAGUUUGCUAGUUUAUUAUUCAGAAUAUUCGACUCCAUAAUAGGUGUUAUAAUUUAGAGUAUUAUCAAGUGAUGGAGAGAUAAUCUAAGCACAUUAAUUAAAUUAUUCAGGAUGGGCAGGAUAUGAUGUUGCAUUAGUAAAUGAUACUACUGCUUAUUUGUAUACAUUAGAGACUUCUGAGGGAUCAACUGUUAUCAAAUAGAGACAAUUCAAUCCAAAAACCUUUGAAUUUACAACUAUUAUCAGAUUAUAAAUCUAAAAUUAAGGAUUUUCUUAUAGAAAAGAUGUUUAAAACAACUUAAUCGUUGCUGGAUUUGAAAAUUCAGUUUGCUUGAUAUUAAAAGGUAUGGAUAGUGGUGAUAACAUUAAUUUAAAUCUUGGUUUUUACACAUACAAUGGAGAGUUUUUGAUAAAUCAAAAUUUAGGAUAAGUAUAAUUCUUAUAGAACUACUCUUAUAAUGAAGAAGAACGAAAAUUUGAUUACGAUUUUGAUGAAUAAUACUUGUAUAUUCUAAUUGCAAGAGGAUGCAGCCUUUAAUUAGUGUAAUUCAACCUAGUUGGAUAAAGAGUAUACGAAGAGAGUUUUGGAUAUGGUGGCUACGUAUUUUGCUAAGACUUUAUUAAUCCAUCUUUAUCCAAGAUUUCAAAUAAAUACAGGUUUAUGAUUGCAAUGGAAACAGUCUAAGGCAUAAUUGUAUUUAAUUGGAAAGAUUCAACUGUUUUAUAUACUACAGAUUCUAAAGUUAAAGCCAGAAAACCAUAAUUAAAUGCUUUUAAAGACAAUAUCUUUGUUUUAUUAUUCGAGGAAUACGACUUGAGUGAUAGAUUCACAACAAUCUAGUAUUUAAGAUUUGAAUUUACUGAUGUAGUUGUUAAUUAAAGUAUUAAUUCAAACUCUGUACUUCCUUAAAAUUUGAAAACAUUGAAUUAAGAUAAUGAAUAUUUAAUACUUAGUUGGUUGGCACAUGGUUCUUCAAAAAUCUCAUCAACAAAUCAAGUUUACUUAGAAAGAGUGUUAUUGAAUGACAAUUUGAUUGUUGGAUUUGGAAAGUAAUGUCCAUCAAAUUGUUAGAAUUGCAAUUCAGAUAAAGCUUGUUUGUAAUGUAAUGAAGAUUACCAAUUAACUGCUGACUUGAGUAAAUGUGUAGCACAAUGCCCAUAAGGUUGUGCAACAUGUGCUACAAAAGAUUAAUGUUUAGUGUGUCAAUUUGGUUAUUAAUUAAGUCAACUCAAUGUUUGUGAAUAAUCUUAAAAGAAUACUAUUGCUAUCUUAAAGGAAAAUACUCAGAUAUUUGAUUCUAUUGAUUUAGAUUUGGCACAGAAUGGUAAUUUAUAUGUAAGUUGGAUGCAAAGGGAUGAAAAUAAUAAUUAAUAGACAUUUAUUAAAUAGAUUGAUGUUCAUGGAUAGCAAGUAGGAUAAGAUAUUUCAGUUAAUGUAUGUACCUAAUAUGCAUCUAAAAUAUACACUACAUCUUAUCUUAAUAUCCUAUCAACAAUUUGUGGAAAUCUUGAAUUUGGAGCAGAUAUGUAUCUUCAUUUCUAUACUUCAAAUUUUGACACAAGAUAUUAAUUUUGGGUUGAUCAUGGAAUCAGAAUGAUUUCAUAUUCAAUUGGGGAUACUCCAUAUGCAAUUCAGGUUAUAUCUGAAAAAGAAGUAUUAAUUGCAUACUAAAUAAUGAAUUCCGAAACUGAAGUAUAUGUUAGGUUUAUUAAGUUGUGCAAACAGGAUUUUGAUAAUUUAUACUUUUAUUGUGGUUCUAGUUAAUUCGGACCUUUUAAUUAAAAAGUUUAGGAUUUGUAAUUAGCCUUUGAUUAUUAAGUUUAUUACAUUAACUAUAAAAUUUUGGUACAGUAAGAAGAUGGAUCUAUUUAAUUACAAACAUUCAAAAUUACUACUGAUUUUAAUUGCUAAUAAGUGAAUAUCCUUUAGACAUUUACUCUUAACUAGUAAACUCUUAUAUUAUCCAAUUUAAAUAAAUUAGACCUUUCAAUCAAUAAUGCUUAGAUUUCAUUUACUAUCACACAUGGUAAUAAAUAGCUAAAUCAACAUACAAUUGAAUUAAAUAAUCAAAAUUCUGAUUUACAAAUUGAGUAGGUUGACGUGGCUGCAACCGAAUCAGGAUUUUAUGUUGUUUGGAUUGAAUAAUAGUAAACAAAAUAAAUAAAAGCUUAAGGUUUUUACAAUAAUGGUACUUAGAUAACUGAAAUCUAAAAUUUGAUAUAAUCAAGUUACUCUCCAAGCAAGAUAUUUGUGUAAUCAGUAAGAAAUAAUUAAUUAAUUAUUGUCUGGUAAGAUUAGGAUCAAAAUGGAUAGAAAUUACUUGCAACAAGAUAUAACUAAAUGCUUUAAUUACUCCCUUUAAAUACAGUAUUAUGUUAGUAUCAUUGUGAAAAUUGUUAAGCAGCAAACAGUUGUGCUAAAUGUUCUUAGGGCUAUUACUAUAAUACUGAUUAGUCAUAAUGCUAAUUAAUUUGUCCUUCUUAUUGCUAGGUUUGUACAUAGAAGGACGUAUGUGAUAUUUGCUAAACCAAUUAUUACUUAGUAAAUGAUCAAUGUGUAUAUGAUGCUCAAAAGUAAAAGGAAAGAGUUUUGGCUGAUGUUGAGGAUUCUACAGUUACAAGAGUAUCUGUCAGUGCAUUUUCAGAUAAUGGAUUUGUUGUGGUUUGGAAUGACAAUGUUGAUGGUAAAUAACAAUUGGUUAUGCAAAUUUACAAUAAUUUGAAAGAAUAAUAAAGAUCUUUGCCAUUAAGUGGUGAGAAUGAUAAACAAUAUGCUUAAGUUGAGGUAUUAGAUGGAGAUCUCAUUGCCCUAGCAUGGUUUGAAGGAUAAUGUUCAGUAUCUUGUCGUCUUCAAUUAUAAAUAUUUGAUAGAUUUGGAACAAUUCAGUCAACUGAAAUAACUAUAGCCUUUGUGACAUUACCAUCAUUAGGUAAGCAAAAGCCUGUUGUAAUCAAAAGAUUUGAUAGAAAGUUAAUUAUUGCAUACAUAACAUAUGAAAAUGGAAAGACAGUUGGUUAUUCUACUAUGUAUGAGUAAGAUUCAAGUUCAGUAUAAGCUAAUCAAUUAAUAGAUCCAGACCAAAAUAUCGAUAAUUUAAAUAUCAUUAGUUUGAAUGGAUAUUAUCAUGGUAUUAUGUAUGUGAGAAACAACAAAGAAUUGUAUAUUCAUCAUACUUUUCAAAAUGGAUGUUUCUAGGGUUGUGGAUAUUUUGAUGGAGCUUAAUUAAUGAUCUCUUCUGACUAUUAAAUUUCAUAACCUUCUGCUUUCUUGAGACAAGACAACUUUUUCAUUGUGUUGUGGGUGGAAAAAUCAGCAGUAAAUGGAUUUUUAAUUGAAAAGACUUAUCAAUCUCGUUGUUGGAAUUGGGGUUGUGAUGGCAAAAAAUAAGUUUCCUCUAAUUAAUUUGAUGAAACAUAUUUACCCUAAUCGGUUGGCUAAUAUCUUUAAUAUGGAUAUUAGAGAUAUUCCAUAAUUUAUGGAUCUCAAGAUUAUCCAAAUCAUAUUAGAAGAACAAUAAAAUUAUAGUCAUUUAAUGAUUAUUAUCAAGGAAUGGAUAAAAAGCUUUAGAUUAAUGUAGUAUCCUAAAAGAUUGAGUAAUUUGUUACUUAUGAAUUUUAAAAUGGAGAUGUGCUUGUAAUUAGUGUUGGAUAAACAAGUGAAUCAAGUAGUUAGAUUCUAUUGAAUUUAGUCACUGUAUUAGGUGAUUAAUAGAAAUUAAUGGGUAAUCCUACUUGUUAAUAACGUUGUUAAAGAUGCGAUGCAAGUCUAACAUGCUUUAAUUGUAAUGCAGGCUAUACAUUAAUUGAUGGUUAAUGUUUGAGAUAAUGUGAUAAAAAUUGCGCUGUAUGUGAUCGUCAUUGGGAAUCAGCUAUGUUAUAAUGUAAUGAAUGUGAAUUUGGAUACAAAUUAAAUAAUUUCUAAUAGUGCUUGCCAACUGAUACUACUAUUAUUCAAUCCUUAAUUAAUACUUAUUAGAGUGGAAAUCAAUAUGGUCAAAGAAUAGCCACCUUAAGUAACUAUCAAUCAGUAGUUGUCUGGAAUAGUGAGAAUCAGGACAAGAAUGGAAAAUCAAUCUAUAUGCAACUAUAUGAUUAAUAAAUGAAUAAGAUUGGCGGUGAAACACUUGUUACUAAAGAUAAUAUAGGAGUAUAAGAGGAACCAGAUGUUGUGGCAUUACCUAAUAAUCAUUUUAUUAUUAUUUGGAAAGACAAUCAUUCAAAUGCCGGCAGAAGAAUCCUUAUGUAGAGAUUCUCAUUAGCAUUUGAAAGACUUGGAGAUGAAAUAGUAGUUUAUGAUUCCACUACUGAUAUUAUUUCAAAUUUGCAAUCUCUAGUGAAUUACGUUGAUGUACAUCAUAAGAUUACUGUGUCAUUAGAUGGUUCAAUAUUCGUGUUAUUGUACUUACAGCAAUCAUAUAAUAUUUUUGACAUAAGAUUUAAACAGUUUAAUUCAAAUUAUGAAGAAUAUUCAUCAUUAUCAAUUUGGCAAACUACAUCUUAUUAACAAACUUCAACAUCUACUUUAAAUAAUCUAUUAUUAUUUACAUUCAAAUCAUAAGAGGGAAUAAGAGUUUUCUUUAUUAAUUAAUUAGGAUCAAUUGUAAAUAGAUUGUUAAUACCUAAUUCCAAAUCAUAUAGUUACCCAUCAAUUAUUUCAAUUUCUGAAAAUGAAAUAUUAAUUGCUUGUGUAGGCUCUAAACUUAGUUAAUUAUUAGUUUACAAAUAAAAUCUAGAUUUAUCAUCUACUUUAAGUCCAUAAAUGAUUGAUUUCAAUAACUAAAUAACAGAUGUAAAUUUGUUGAAUAUGAAUUCUGGAUAUGUCAUAGCAUUUAAAUAAUUAAAUUAGACACCCUAUUACUAAAGUGAUCUAGUUAACUUAUUGAUAUUUAAUAGCCUAGGGGAUGUGUUAUCAUCUGAUCCUAUUUAAGUAAAUGACUAUUAUGGAUCUACAACAGAUAUUCGAUUAGCUCGUUUAUCAAAUGAUGAUUUCAUAAUAACUUGGACUCAAAUAAUUAAUUCAUCCUAUGGAGUUGGAUUAAUAAAUCAAAGAAAUAUAGAUGAUUUAAGCGGAGACGGAGUCUAUGUUAAGAGAUAUAACGUAGCUGGUUAGGUUUAAUCAAUUUAAAAUGUAGUAUGUCAAAGUUAUUGUAAAUAAUGCAGUAAAUCAAAUUUGUGUGAAGCAUGUAUGGAUGGCUAUCAAUUUGAUUAACAAAAAUUGAUAUGUUUGCCAAUAUGUUAAUCUCAUUGUAAUUAAUGUACCAGAUUUUUGGGUUAAUAUAAGAGUUAUUGUUAAUAAUGUGCAGAAGGUUACACAAACAAUGAUUAAGGAGAUUGUGUCAAAGUGCAAGAAUAAUAAAUUUAGUAACUUUAUGAACUUUAUGGAGAUUAUGUGGUGAGUCAAAUUUUGACAUUAUCAAAUGGAAAUAUCGUGAUUCUGUAUUAAGCGAAUGGGGGAGAUAAAUAUUUGAUGAACAUAAUUGAUAGUUCAGGUAAGGUUGUUUUAAAGGGAAAUGAAUUAACCCUUUCAUGUUGUAGAAAAUUAACCAAAGCUACAGCAUUAACAGGUGGUAAUUUUGCAGUUAUUUAAAGAUCCUUUGAUGUUGUUGUGGAAGGAUUUUAGCUAUUUGUUUACGAUUAAGAAGGUAGAUUAAUUAAAUAAGAUAUAUUAUACAAUCCUUACUAUUGGGGUUAUCCUGAAUUUUGGAGAAAUUAAAAUUUAUUACAAAUCAACUCCCUUUCAGAUGGAGGAUUUGUUAUAUUGUUUGUUUCAAAUAAUGAUGGUUACAUAUCUUCCCAAAGUCCAAAACUACAUUUAAGAAUCUACAACAAAGAAUAUUAUCUUGUUAAGUAAGAUAUUGUAAUUUAAACUUAUUUCAAUAGAAAUGAAUAAUGGGAUUAUUGGAACUAUGAUUAUGUUUACAACAAUCAAAGAAAUCAAGCGAUUCAAGUAUUAGAAAGUGUAAAUUCAAUUAUAAUUUCAUUUGGAACUAGCAUAUAUAAUAAAUGGGAAGAAAAUAAAAAUAAUAUUUAAGUGUUUGUUUAUAGUAAAGAGGGAUAGUUCAUAUUAAACAAGGCUAUAGAAAUACCCAAUAAUGAUUGGUGGGUAGGAUAUACUCCUAGAAUCAAUUUAUUUGAAAUAGAAAUAAAUAAAUACUUAUUGGUCUAUUUCAAUAAUAGAUAAGUCUAUGGAUAAUUUUAUGAUUAAAAGUUUAACCUAUAGGUUGAGAAAUCAAUAAAUUUAGAAUCUCUAGGUGGAUUACACUGUUAUGGAUGUUGUAUUGGAUGUUGGGAUUAAAUAACAAGUUAAGUGGCAGUAGUUAAAAAUGUGAUUGUUAUUACAAAUAAGCCUAAUGGCCAGGAUCUAUAUAUUUCGGCUUACAAUCUGAAUUUCAAUUAAAUUGUUUCUCCAUUCAAAAUAUCAAAUAAUAAAUACGAUGCAACAGAUUAUUUGAGAAACCAACAUUUCCUUGUAAAUUAUUAACUUGAGACCUUAUUACUUGCUUAGGUUGUUUAAUUUAAAGGAAGCAGACUAAUAAUGUUUAAUAAAUUAGAUAAAAAUUGUAAUAUAAUAAAACAAUGGACAUCUUGUGGUGAAAAUUGUAUAGAUUGUGCAGAGAACAAUUAAUAAUGUCUAGAAUGCAAGAGUGGAUACUUUGUAGAUGAAACCUAAAAAUGCAAAAAGAGUUGUGAUAUCUAAUCUUGUUUAUUGUGUGAAAAUCCUGGAUAAUAUGGAGGAUUUUGUAGAAUUUGUUAAGCAGGAUAUUAAUUGAAGGAUAAUACUGAGUGUGUUCAGGUUGAUAGCUCAAGAAUAUAAGAAACUAAACUUUCAUCAAGUAAUCAUUAAGCUUAGAAUACUCCGAGAAUUAAAACACUUUUAGAUGGUAGAAUACUAUUAAUUAGUUUAAACUCAAAUAAUAAGAUUAUUGGAUAAUUCUAUGAUUCUUAAGGAAAUCUAAGUGGAGAUUAAGUUACAUUAUUGGAAGAAGAAGGAAUUAAUCAUUUUGACUUUUCAGUAUCUAAGACUGAAGAUAAAAUCGUAUUAGCUUGGGUAAGUUAUAGAAACUGGAAUGCAAAAUCACUCAAAUUUAGCAUAGAUCUUCAAUCAAAAAUCACAGAAUAAUUAGUAAUUAUAGACUAGGUAUAUUAAUAUAGUAUCUCAUAAAUCACAGUGGAAUUUUUAUAAGAUAAUUCCUAUGUGUGUGUUUUAUAUGGAAAUGGAUAAAAUUGGAUAAGAACUGUGAAUGAAUUUGAUUAAUUGAAUUGUUUUAAUCAAAUUAAUUCAAUCAAUUAAUGGUUUUGUGAUAGAUGGGGUUGUUAUGAUCAGAGCCAAUUUUAUCAAGCUUAAAACCGAUACAUAGAUUAUUUCUCUACAAGUUAUGAGAGAGAACCUAGCAUCUUAACAACUUAGAAUUAUAUUGUAUUGGCAUAUGUAGAGUAUAGUACAUUAGUUUUAAGAACCUAUGAUAACUAUGGAAAUGUCUAAUAUGUUUUUAAUAAUUAAAACAUCAACUAAAAUGAAUUCAGAUAACCCUAUUAACCAUCAGUUACUUUAUUAGAGAAUGGCAAGAUCGUCAUCGUGUGGAAGGAUGUGAUGGAAACCUACAAUAUAGCAACAUAUGAAUAAUAAGUUCCAAGUUAUAAAUAAACUGUGAUAGCAUAUAUGAUUACAGAUGAAUAAUUUAGAGAUGCUAAGGUACAAUAUAUAGGAAUGGAUUAUAUAUAAGAAGAAAGACCAGAUGUUGCUGCCAUUUCUAAUGGAUUUGCCAUAUCUUGGUCAGGUAGAAGUGAAAGGAAUAAUUAGAAUAUCGAUCUUAGAAUAGCAUACUUUGAUCUAUAUGGAAAUCUUUAAACUGGAUUUAUACCUGUCAGUUCAAUUUGCAAUAGACCAAUUAACUCUUAAAUUAAUAAAAUAGCUGAUGGUUCUAUACUUGUAUCUUGGUACCAAGAUUAAGACAUCUAUGUUUAGAAAUUAGACAGAAAGGGAGUUAUAUACCCUUUACCAUAACCUAUUGGAUGUUCUUGGUUCUGUUCUAAAUGUAAUUAAGAAGGUUGCCUAGAAUGUUUUGCAGGAUAUGAAUUGAAUCAGGUUAAAGAAUGUCAAAUAAUUGUGCCAAAAUGCAAUGUUGAAAAUUGUUAAGUUUGUGAAUACGGAUGGAAUAGAUGUAUGUUAUGUAAUGAAGGAUAUUUCCUUGAAGAUAACUUUGAUCAUUGUACAUUGAUAGAUGUACCAAAUAAAGAGUAUAAGUUAGCUCAUUCUAAUGUAAUUAAUGAUCAUUCUACAUCUAUUGUAUCAGUUGAUGAUGGAACUAUUAUCCAUUUAUGGUUAGAUACUAAUGAUGAUGGUUAUGUCUUAAAGGGAUCUACAUAUACCUAAUUUGGAAGUUAAUCAAUAGCUGAUAAAUUAGUCUAUUUAUUACCAAAAGAUGUAUUUAUUUAAGUGAAAUCAUAAAAUUCUAAUGUGGUAGUGUUAAUUUAUAAUGCUGAAUUCAGUUAAAUUUUAAUUGUUAAUGUUAAAUUGGAAAUUGUAAAAGACAAAGUAGAUAUUACAAGUAUCAUAAAAGAAGAAUUUAUAAUUUCAUAUGAAUGGUAAAAGUAGAAUUUAGAGACAUUUAAUGAUGGAUUCGUAGUAGAAAUAACAGGAGUUAGAUAAUAGGUUAUUAAUCAAUUUGAUAUCAAUCCAGAAAUCAGAAAAUGCAUGGUUGUUGAAACACUUGUUUUCAAUUUUAACAUUGAAUUAACUACUCAACCUUUUGGAUUUUAUAUGGAAGGAUAACCUUCAACAGGAAUUGUAGAUUCUGUUAAUAAUUGCAAAAUUACAAAAGUCUUAGAUGUUCUUUAUGACGAUUAUAUCUAUGUAGUUAGUUAUCAAUAUGAUCUUUAUAGAUAAUCACUUUAAGUUUAUAAUUACAGAGGUGAAAAAUUAAAAGAAGUUUGGGUGAAUCAAUAGGUUCCGUGGUAUAGUUAUGCUGACUAUGAUGGCUAAAGAUUGUUCAAAUCCUAAGAUGGCAAACUAUAUAUAACUGGAAGAGAGGGAAAGGGAAUAAUUUUAAACAUCGAAAAUUUCUAAUUUUUAGAAUUUCUUGAUUACCCCUUACUAAGCAAUUAUUGCAUAGAUUAUAGAGUAGUUAGGUUUUUAUACUCUUAAGAGUUGAUAUUAGGAUAAUAAGUAUUCGGUUUGGUGUCAAGAUGGAAAUAUUCAAUCUUCAGGCUUUGGGAUCAAGGAUUUGUAUCUAAAUUUGCAGUCCAAUAGCAAUCAUUUAAUAUAUUAGAAUUAACAGACGGAUAGCUAUUAUUCAGUUGGAUAGAAGCAUCAAAUAACUCUAAUAAGGGAUCUAUUUAGAUUGUGAGAUUAAAUUAGAGUUUCCAAUUAGACAUUUUCUAGAGAUUCGCAUGUUUACCUAAUUGCCAAUAAUGUCCAAAUGAUAAUACUUGUGAUAUUUGCAAUGACCAUUAUGAAAAUAUAAACAAAAAGGAAUGUAAAGUCAUAUGUCCAAACUUAUGUGAUACUUGCUAAUAUCCUUAGAGUUGCACUAUAUGUUAAGAUGGUGCCUAUCUUAAUGAUUAAGGAGAAUGCUACAUACCAAAUGAUGGAAACAUUGAAAUUCCAAUUCCCAUAAAGAGAUCAGACAAUUAGAUUAAUCCAAGAGUGGCUUCAUUCAGUGAUGGCAGCUUUGUUGUAGUUUGGUAGGCUGAAAAUCAAGAUGGAGAUGGUUAUGGAGUUUAUGCAUAAAAAUUCAAUUCUUUGAUUGAAAGAAUAGGUGAUGAAAUCAGAGUUAAUGAGGUUGUUCUUAAUGAACAAUAUUAUCCUGAUAUCACAAUUCUUGAUAAUUCGAAUGUAAUCAUAGUGUGGGCUGAUGGGCAAAUUGAAUCAGAAGCAACUCUGUAUUAUUAGAGAUUUGAUAAGAAUUUAGUAAGAAUUGGUGGUCCUGUCAUCCUUGAUAAAAUAAAAGUAUAGUAUAUAUAAUAAUACGACACUCCUUUUGUUGUGCAAGCAUUACCUUAAAAUAAAUUUGCAGUUUGUUGGGUUAAUUUUGCUGAUUGGAAUUCAAAUUUCUAUGUUACUUUGAUUGACUCAAAUGGAGUUUCACUAAAUUCUUAUGUAUGGAAUAGACCAGAUUAAGUAAGGGAAAUUGCGAUAGCAUCAAAUGGCCUCAACUUUAUUGUUUUAAUAAAAUAAACUUGUCAUCUAAUAUCAAAUAUUUUUAAUUUAGAAGGAUAAUUUUAAUACGAAAAAUAUAUAGAUUUUGCUAAUUCCUGCAACGGUGCUUCAGGAAUAACCGCUAAUUCUAGAGGAGAAUACAUAGUGUCAUUUAUUGAAGCAGAUUAUGUGAGAGUGAGCAUAUAUGAUACUCAGUUUAACUAAUAUGGCAGAAGUUCUAAAAUAGAGGAUUCGGCUAUUGAUACUAUUGCUGAUAAUCCAGAUGUUAUUGCCCUCGAUGGUGAUAAAAUCGCUGUUGUGUGGUAAAAUACUGAUAGACUUGAUCCAAUAUUUAAAUCAAGAAAAUUAAAGAUGGUGAUCUUAGAUUAUGCUUUAGUUGCAUUAACUUCAGUCUAAGAAGUAAACUUAAUAACUACAUUUGCAUAAUUACCUUAACUUUCACGAUUGAACAAUAACCAAUAUGUGGUUGUUUGGUAAGCAAAGAAUUAGAAACCAAAUGUUGAUUCGGAAUAUGGAAUAUAUUUAAUGAGAUAUAAUUCAAAUGGUGAUUAAACUAAUCCAGGUGUUCCAAUUUGUCCAGAUAAAUGUGAAAAAUGCCAAGAAUCAACUACAUGCAUCAAAUGCUUACUAGAUUACGACCUUGUUGAUAAGGAAUGUAAACCUAGAUGUCCUGUAAACUGCUAAUAUUGUAAUACAUCCAACAUUUGUGACAUAUGUUUACCAGGAUUUGAAUUGGAUGUGGUUGGUCAUUGUAUUUACAUUACUCCAGAUCCUAUUCCUUAUCCAGUUCCUAUGCCUGAAUAUCCAAGUAAAGUAAAUCCAAGCUUCAAAUCUAUUCAGAAAUUCGGAGAUACAUCAGUCUUAAUUUACGGAUCAUCUCUAAUUCAAGUUGAUUCAAAAUAUUAUCUAGAUAUUAGCUUAAUUUUAAUCAAUGAUAGUAGUAAGGCUUAGUUACCUUAUAAUAACAAAAUAGAAAUUGAUGGAGAAUGGGCAAAUGUUUAUAACUCUGAUAUACUAGUAAUAGACUAAGAGAUAGUAAUUUAUUGGACAGAACAUUCUUACAGUGUCAAAUAAGUGCACUUGAAAUAAAUUAGAUUAGAUUCAAACUUAGUUUCUUAGGGAUCAGAAACUAUUGACACAUUUGAUUUUGAUUUCAGCGAACAUACCAAUAGAAAAGUGUAUCUCUUUGCUUUAAAUGGAAGUUAUUAUAUAUUCUAGUCUAUUCAAUAUAUCAAUGGAUAAUUUGAACUUUAUGGACAUAUAGUAGAUAGACAAUUGUACACAAGAGCUCCUCCAAAGAAAUUGAUGGAUACUUUUAACUAACUUAAUAGAAAUUAGAUUCAUUACAUCAAUAAUGAAUUUGUAAUAACCUAGUACACAAUGAUAAUAUUUUGGCGGAAAUUCAACACAAAUUUAGGGGAUUUGGUUGAAGGUAGUACUUGGCCAAUUUUCAAUGGAGAUAUUGAUUACAGUUCAAUCAUCAUUCAAUAAUUAACAAAUACAAAUUUCGUCGUUGCUUGGAGAUCUAAGAGUCAAUAACCAUAAAGUUCUUCCAAUUCAAUUAAAUACAUGAAUCUAGGUUUAGACUUUUAACCAAUAAGUAGUGAAAUAACUGUUGUCACAUCUAAUGAUGUUUUAUAGAGCCCAUUCAUUGUAGUAACAACUAGUUCCUUCUAUGUUAUUUGGAAUUAGGAAUCAGUUGUGUCUAGUAUUCUAAAUUGCAAUUAGUUUUCUGAAAAUGGAGGACCAGCACUAAAUACAAUCCAAAAAUUGAACAGAUUAUAAAAUAAUGUAAUAUUCUACACAGGUACACAAAUUACUGGUGAAGAUAUUUAUGUGAUUUGGAUUUCCUAUUAAGAUACAACAUUAGAAUAUCAAUAUCAAUUGGUAAAGAUUGGUCCUCAAGGACGCUUACCUAAUCCAAUUGACCCCCUCCCUGUUUGUCCAACUGGUUGCAAUGUUUGUUAGAAUGAAUACUCAUGUGGACCAGGUGAUUGUCUCCCAGAUUAUAUUUAUGAUAUUAUCACACACAAAUGUGUUAUGCCUUGUCCAUCUAAUUGUAAAUAAUGCUCUUUACCGGGAUAGUGUAAUACUUGUGAUGAAGGAUAUAAAUUAGUUAAUCAUCUUUGUGUUAAAAACGUUUGUUAAGCUGGAUGUGAACUUUGUGAUGAAGCCCAACUUUGUUUCAAAUGUCCUCAAGGUUAUGAGAAAGUAGAUCAAUUCAAAUGUAGAUAUGCUUGUGAUGUAAAUUGUGAAAUAUGUGGAGAAGAUAAAUGUACUCAAUGUAAAGAGUCCUAUUAUUGGAGUGAAAAAGAUAGACUAUGUGUGGAUAUAACCAUAUACAUCUAUUAGACAACUAAGGAGAAACCCCUAAAGGCAGUAUUUGAGUCUAAAGAUUAUGUGCUUAUGUGGUAUGAGACUGGAGCCACUGAAGGAAUUUACAUCUAAUUAUAUAGAAGCAACGGAAAACCAGUAGGCAGACCAACAAAAGUAAAUGAACAGGAUCUUUUGGGAACUAGAAGAUUGCUAUAAUAGUCAAAUAGUUUUGAUGUUAGAUUGUUUGCUGAUUUGGCAGCUAUAAAGAAUGAACUAGUAGUCUUGUGGGUUGAUCAGACUCAAGGUGAUAUGAUGAAGCUUAAAUUCAGAAAAUUCGAUAGUAAUACUACCUAGAUGUCUGAAGAAAUUACUAUAAAAGAAUAGCCAAGAUAAAAUUUAACAAGUAUGGCAGCUCCCUGUAUAAUUAAACCUACAAAAAAUAAUUAAUUUGUUAUUGGUUGGUUUAAUUAAUAGGCUUAGAGUUUGUAAUAAACAGCAACCAUGUUCAUUUAAUCCUAUAGUUCUGAGUUGAAACCUAUUGGUGAAUUGUCAACACUAUUGAAUGCUGAUUACACGUCUGUUCCCUUGAUUUCAGCAUCUGAAAAUGGAGAAGUGUUUAUCACUUAUACAAGUCAAGGAUAUACUUAUUUAGCUUAAAUGUCUCAAGAUGGUUUCUAACUUGGUGAUCCAAUCCAAAUUGCAUAACCUUAUCAAACCAUAAAAUCAUCAAAUUUGGAUGAUGGUAGUAUGAUAUAUGUAUUUGAAUCAAAGAGUACAAAUGUAUCACCUCCAUUGUUUGUCUUAUAAUAUCAGAUUUUGACCUUGGAUAAGAAGUUGAACGAACCCCAAUUAUUGACAUCAUAAUAAUAUGGAGAAUAAUAACCAGAUCUCCUGAAAAUCAAUAAUGGAUUUGUGAUCACUUGGAGAAGUGUAGAUAAAACAUUCAAGUCUCAAGAUGUCUAUUUCUAAGUGUUUGAUAAUUCUGGAAAAAUGAAAUCAUUACAAAUUAAAGUUGACAGACAAGGAAAUCAUCCAUAGAAUCCAAGCAUUCAACUCUUAAAAAAUAAUAAUAAUAGUAAUAGCGAUGAGUUAGUGAUUACAUGGAUAGCUGAAAGUCUAGAGGAUCCAACUGUAAACACUAUUUUUAGUAAAUAAUUCAAAUUAUCAACCAUUAUAAUUGAUCCAUAAACACCAGUCUGUUCAUCAAAAUGUCUAUAUUGCGAAAGAAAUAACACCUGUAUGACUUGCAUUCCAGGAUAUUACACAGUAAAUGAUCAAUGUGAGAUUGAUUGUCCUAUCAAUUGCUAAUCUUGCUCAAAGCCAUAUGUUUGUGACAAAUGUGAUCAAGGAUAUCAAUUCACUGCUGAUAAUCAAUGCGAAUUUGUUGUUGCUUGUGAUGCAGGAUUUGAAUUAAAUGAUGAAAAUGAAUGUGUUCCCAUAUGUUCUGAUAACUGUCUAGUUUGUCAAUCAUAGACAUCAUGUUUAGAGUGUUCUGCAGAUUAUUACUUAACUAAAGGAAUCUGUUUACAAUCACUUGGUGAUAUUACAGCCUCCAUGAACCAAUCUAACCAAGGAAUGCCUAUAUAUGACAUAAUUGUCAUUAUAGUUGCUUCCUUAUUGUUCAUAGGAUGCCUAUUUUAUGUCUACAAACGUCAUUAGAAGAAUUUAGCCAAGCGCGAACAUGGAUAAUAAUAAUUAGCAAAUCAAGUAGAAGAUAGUAAUAGAGUUCCAUAGUAGACCAUGAUACAUUCAGAGUUCACGGUUAAUAGAGGUUAACCAGACAAUUUAUAAUUUGAUUGA